Molecule: messenger RNA, 1167 nt
Organism: Brettanomyces nanus
Lineage: Eukaryota; Fungi; Ascomycota; Pichiomycetes; Pichiales; Pichiaceae
Exons: 1
Coding region: 1-1167 (388 amino acids)
Biological process (GO): mRNA 3'-end processing
Cellular component (GO): RNA polymerase II, holoenzyme
Molecular function (GO): RNA polymerase II complex binding
Source: RefSeq, a predicted model, not a curated record
AUGUCGUUUUCCGUUGAAAAAGCGUCCGAAAAGCUCAGUAAUUUGGACCAGACUCAACAGUCGAUCCAAUCCACCUCGCAGUGGUGUCUCUUCCAUUACAGGCAUCAUCGAGAAAUAGUCGCCCUCUGGCUAAAGAACCUGGAGGAGCUAUCCAAGACUAAGCCAGAACGUAGCUUGGUGUGCUUUUAUCUCUGCAAUGAUCUUGUUCAAUUCAGUAAGAAGAAUGAGCACAAAUUCCGUGGUUUUCUAGAAGAAUUUGUCAAAGUACUACCGAAAUCGAUGAAGAUUAUGAGGAGUUGUAUCAAACAAGAGGCCAAAGGAGACGAAGUUAAUGAGGCCAACUUGCUGAAAAGGUAUAUGAGAGUUCUUAAAGUGUGGGAGGAACGAUCUGUGUUUGAUAGGAGAUUCAUAGAGAGAAUGAUGAAGGUUCUGAGUGAUGAUAAUAGAUUAAUUAAUGCUAAUGAGAAGGUUGAGAAGGACCGAAGGUUGGAUGAGAUAGUUGGGGCCGGAACUUCUUCUUCAACUACAGUUCCGGAGGAAAUUUCCGCCCUUGUGAAGAAGUAUACGAGUCUUGAAGAGUUCAAUGAAAAGAAUUUGAAUGAGUUUACCAAGGUUAACACAAUCUACAAUGAGUUAGUUAAGAAUUUCGAGAAUCUACCCGAGCCAGGAAAGCUUAUAGAAAGGCUUAAUGGGCUGAAUAGGAUGAUUAAGAGUCUUCUAGGGACAAUUGAAGAAUCAGAGAAGUUGAGACAGGAGAUAAUUGAGGAAUUUCAUAGGCUUAUCAAUGUUCAGGGUGACUGGGUUGAAUUGGAUAAGGGAAAAUUGGAUAAAUUGAGGGAAAUGAGGGAGGACGUGAGUAAGCAGAAGGUUGAGAUGGAGAAAUUGGUUGAGGGAGGAGAUAAAGAGGAGGUUUCUCCGAUGUAUGAGGAUGAGGAUAUGCCGGGGUAUAGAGGUGAGGACGGGGACCCGGUGGAUUCAGGGGACCCGGUGGACUCGGUGGACUUGGUGGACUCAGAAAACCCGGUGGUCUCAGAAAACCCGGUGGUCUCAGUGGACCCAGUGGACCCAGUGGACCCUAGAAUCACCAAGAAAGUGAAAUUCCAAGAAACCCCAAGUGAACAACCUUUAGGAGGAGAUCUUCUCUCUAUUCUAAAUCAACUUACAUAG